AUGAGUGUCACUCUCACAUUCUAUGCACGCUCCAACUCUCAUGCUCCGUGUGGCUUAAUAUGGGUGACUCCGUAUAACCGGAGUGAAUAUUGGGCUGGUGGGCUUUUGACAUACCAGAGCAAGGGAAAAGAUACACUUGCAGUAUGGUCUGAGAGGAAUCGUCCAAUUGAGAACAAGGACAUUGUGUUAUGGUACACAAUGGGAUUCCAUCACAUACCAUGCCAGGAGGACUACCCUAUAAUGCCAACAGUUUCAUCAAGCUUCGAUCUGAAGCCGGUUAAUUUCUUCGAAAGCAAUCCAAUCCUUCGCACCAUGCCCAACUUCGAGAAGGACCUGCCUGUUUGCAGGCCUGAUAGUUCAUAUUGA
Molecule: messenger RNA, 366 nt
Organism: Cornus florida
Lineage: Eukaryota; Viridiplantae; Streptophyta; Magnoliopsida; Cornales; Cornaceae
Product: amine oxidase [copper-containing] gamma 1-like
Exons: 3
Coding region: 1-366 (121 amino acids)
Biological process (GO): amine metabolic process
Molecular function (GO): copper ion binding; quinone binding; primary methylamine oxidase activity
Source: RefSeq, a predicted model, not a curated record